Messenger RNA from Pan troglodytes (chimpanzee), 1326 nucleotides. RefSeq names its product mitogen-activated protein kinase kinase 1 (gene MAP2K1). The record is from RefSeq and is marked provisional. Gene Ontology annotation, biological process: protein phosphorylation. NCBI's taxonomy places the organism in Eukaryota, Metazoa, Chordata, Mammalia, Primates, Hominidae. Gene Ontology annotation, molecular function: ATP binding; protein kinase activity.
CGGGUCCAAAAUGCCCAAGAAGAAGCCGACGCCCAUCCAGCUGAACCCGGCCCCCGACGGCUCUGCAGUUAACGGGACCAGCUCUGCGGAGACCAACUUGGAGGCCUUGCAGAAGAAGCUGGAGGAGCUAGAGCUUGAUGAGCAGCAGCGAAAGCGCCUUGAGGCCUUUCUUACCCAGAAGCAGAAGGUGGGAGAACUGAAGGAUGACGACUUUGAGAAGAUCAGUGAGCUGGGGGCUGGCAAUGGCGGUGUGGUGUUCAAGGUCUCCCACAAGCCUUCUGGCCUGGUCAUGGCCAGAAAGCUAAUUCAUCUGGAGAUCAAACCCGCAAUCCGGAACCAGAUCAUAAGGGAGCUGCAGGUUCUGCAUGAGUGCAACUCUCCGUACAUCGUGGGCUUCUAUGGUGCAUUCUACAGCGAUGGCGAGAUCAGUAUCUGCAUGGAGCACAUGGAUGGAGGUUCUCUGGAUCAAGUCCUGAAGAAAGCUGGAAGAAUUCCUGAACAAAUUUUAGGAAAAGUUAGCAUUGCUGUAAUAAAAGGCCUGACAUAUCUGAGGGAGAAGCACAAGAUCAUGCACAGAGAUGUCAAGCCCUCCAACAUCCUAGUCAACUCCCGUGGGGAGAUCAAGCUCUGUGACUUUGGGGUCAGCGGGCAGCUCAUCGACUCCAUGGCCAACUCCUUCGUGGGCACAAGGUCCUACAUGUCGCCAGAAAGACUCCAGGGGACUCAUUACUCUGUGCAGUCAGACAUCUGGAGCAUGGGACUGUCUCUGGUAGAGAUGGCGGUUGGGAGGUAUCCCAUCCCUCCUCCAGAUGCCAAGGAGCUGGAGCUGAUGUUUGGGUGCCAGGUGGAAGGAGAUGCGGCUGAGACCCCACCCAGGCCAAGGACCCCCGGGAGGCCCCUUAGCUCAUACGGAAUGGACAGCCGACCUCCCAUGGCAAUUUUUGAGUUGUUGGAUUACAUAGUCAACGAGCCUCCUCCAAAACUGCCCAGUGGAGUGUUCAGUCUGGAAUUUCAAGAUUUUGUGAAUAAAUGCUUAAUAAAAAACCCCGCAGAGAGAGCAGAUUUGAAGCAACUCAUGGUUCAUGCUUUUAUCAAGAGAUCUGAUGCUGAGGAAGUGGAUUUUGCAGGUUGGCUCUGCUCCACCAUCGGCCUUAACCAGCCCAGCACACCAACCCAUGCUGCUGGCGUCUAAGUGUUUGGGAAGCAGCAAAGAGCGAGUCCCCUGCCCGGUGGUUUGCCAUGUCGCUUUUGGGCCUCCUUCCCAUGCCUGUCUCUGUUCAGAUGUGCAUUUCACCUGUGACAAAGGAUGAAGAACACAGCAUGUGC